Iphiclides podalirius (scarce swallowtail) is the source of this 1167-nucleotide messenger RNA. NCBI's taxonomy places the organism in Eukaryota, Metazoa, Arthropoda, Insecta, Lepidoptera, Papilionidae. The record is from the annotation of a GenBank genome assembly.
AUGUCGGAUAACAAAGAUGAAACAUUGCGGCAGUUUCGUGAUGUUACAGGCGCUGACGAAGCGCGAAGUAGAUUCUUUUUGGAGUCGGCUAAUUGGCAACUAGAGGUGGCUCUAUUUAGUUUCUAUGAAAAUGGUGGCAAUAGCGAUGAUAACCCAGUAAAUCCUACACCAGCGCUGGCAGCAGUGCCAACUUUGUCCGACAGUGAUAUGGAGUCACCUCCAGCUUCACCUGUGCGCCCGCAGAAAAAGGAAAAAAAGAAACAAGGAAGCUCUAAGUUUGCAACACUAGAUUCAUUGCAACAAGACAGUUCGAGUGAAGAAGACGAAGGUCAAGCUUUUUAUGCAGGCGGAUCAGAGAGAUCCGGUCAGCAGAUCUUGGGCCCUGGUAAAGGGAGAAAGGACAUUGUCACAGAGAUGUUCAAAAGUGUCAGAGAGCAAGGCGCUGUCGUAUUCGACAACGAGCCAUCGUCGACAUCGAGUAGGGGAUGUGGGGCGUUUAGCGGCGUUGGCUACAGGCUCGGACAAACUGCUGACGACCAUGAGCAAGUCGCGCCAGCCAACGCACAGCAACAGGAACAGUCUCGCUUCGUGCGGCUGCGCUUGUACCGCGAGGGUUUCACCGUAGACUCGGGACCGAUUCGCUCUUACGCCGACUCCGAGAACGUGGAGUUCCUCAACAGCAUCCGGCGCGGGGAGAUCCCGAACGAGCUGAAGCGCGGGGGCGGCGAGGUGCGCGUCAGCUUGGAAGACCGCAGGCUGGAGGAGUGCCCGCGCGGAACAACCUCCAAGCCGCAGGCGUUCUCCGGGAAGGGACACCUGCUAGGAAGCCCCACGCCGGCGACGGUCGGCGCCACCGCGCCCGUGGCCGCGUCGCCCGCCGACCGCUCGGCCAAUCAGCGCGCGGCCCAGGAGGCGGUCGGCCUCGACGAGAGCAGCCCCGUCACCACGCUGCAGUUCCGGCUGGCGGACGGCAGCCGGCUGACGGGCCGCUUCAACCACGGGCACACGGUGGCCGACCUGCAGCGGUACGUGGCGCGCGCUGAGCCCGCCUACCAGCUGCGGCCCUUCGCGCUGCUCACCACCUUCCCCAGCGCCGAGCUGGCCGACCCCGCGCUCACGCUGGCGCAGGCCAACCUGCUCAACACCACGCUCCUGCAGAGGCUCAAA